CCACUAUGUGAGUUGCAGAGUUUGGAAUAAUCAUGGGUUUCAUUUUCAUUGAUGGAUUGGUUUCUCCCAUCAUCACCCUUUUUUCCUGGUCCUCAAAGUGCCACUGCAAGUGAUUUAAAUUAAUUCUUUCUUUUUCAGACGCAGACACACAUGGUUCUGGCCACCCACAUUCAAAAUUAAACCAUACCCAAAGGUAUUUUGAUUACAUUGAAGAAUGAGUUUGAGAAUCGCAAUGGUCUUAAGGUGGUGAGAACACAACAAACACACAUUCCAUAUUGGAAGCAUUAGUUUGUGGCAGAAAGAGAGAAAAUAUGGCAUCAAGGGAAAAUGAAGAAGUGAGUCCAGUAGGGAAGUUGUUUCUUGAAGCAUCUAUGAACUGUUACGUGAUUGCCAGCAUGGGGUCGAAGACAAGGAUCAAUCCUGAGGUUAUUAGAGAAGGUUUAUGCCAAACACUGCUCAAGCAUCCAAGAUUCACCAGCAAGCUGGUUAAGGAGGGAAGGACAAGAAAAUGGAUCCCAACAACAGUUAAUUUAGACAACCACAUCAUAGUUCCCGAAAUAGAUUCUAACAUAGAACACCCAGAUAGAUUCGUUGAAGAUUACAUCUCCCAUUUCACCAAAACCCCAUUGGACCUCUCGAAGCCCCUGUGGGAACUCCACCUCCUCAACAUAAAAACCUCAGAUGCAGAAGCUGUUGCUAUAUUUCGGAUCCAUCAUUCGGUGGGUGAUGGUGCCUCUCUCAUAUCACUCCUCCUUGCCGCCACUCGCAAAACCUCUGACCCUCAUGCACUGCCAACGGUGCCUACAAAAAACAGAAACUCCGAGCGCCACCGUUCAUGGCUCUUCUCUAUUUGGUGGGGACUACUUCUCAUUUGGCACACUCUCGUCGAUAUGCUACUUUUUACUCUCACCAUCUUCUUCAUUAGAGACACUCCAACUCCUCUCAAAGGUGCUCCUGGAGUUGCCUUAAAUACCAAACGCUUUGUCAAUCACACCGUUAGUAUGGAUGAUAUCAAGCUAAUCAAGAAUCAAAUGCAAACGACCGUGAAUGAUGUUUUGUUGGGGGUAACACAAGCAGCUCUCACUCUCUAUUUGAAUCGAGCAUAUGAUCAGGAAGCAAAUUUCAAUGGUGCCAAAGGGAGAUCAAGUGCCCUUAAGAACAUUCGCCUUAGGGCAUCAAUUCUUGUUAACAUUAGACCUGUUGGUGGAAUACAGGAUCUAGCUGAUAUGAUGGCAGAGAAAUCAAAAGUAAGAUGGGGAAAUAUUAUGGGAUACAUAAUCCUCCCGUUCGAUAUAGCUAUUUAUGAAAAUCCAUUGGAAUACAUUCGUAAAGCGAAGGAUAGAAUCGACCGAAAGAAGCACUCAUUGGAAGCAAUUUGCUCCUACUUUUGUGCAAAGGCAGUGCUCAAUUUAUUAGGUGUCAAGGUUGCUGCUGCGAUAACAGAAAGAGUUCUCUUUAACACAAGCAUAGCCUUCUCUAAUGUGGCUGGACCUGUGGAAGAAAUUAGCUUCUUGGGUCAUCCGGUGGCAUACAUUGCUCCUAGUGUUUAUGGACACCCUCAAGCACUUACAAUCCAUUUCCAAAGUUAUGCUAACAAGAUGACCAUUUCUCUAGCAGUGGACCCACUUGUUAUUCCCGAUCCUUACCUUCUUUGUGAUGAUUUUGAACAAUCGCUCAAACUCAUCCGUGAUGCUGUUCAGAGAAACAACGUUGUCCAUCUAGUUUAAUAGUUUAAAAUCAAAUUAUGAGAUUUAAACAAUUUUCACAGUUAUUUAUUAUCUCCCAGUUCAAUUUAUAUGAAUAACUUGGGAACUUAUAUUUCUUAAGGAUAAAAGAGAAUAAAAUGAUUCUCAGUGGCUUUUUCUCAUUA
Molecule: messenger RNA, 1870 nt
Organism: Vigna unguiculata (cowpea)
Lineage: Eukaryota; Viridiplantae; Streptophyta; Magnoliopsida; Fabales; Fabaceae
Product: wax ester synthase/diacylglycerol acyltransferase 11-like
Biological process (GO): triglyceride biosynthetic process
Cellular component (GO): plasma membrane
Molecular function (GO): diacylglycerol O-acyltransferase activity
Source: RefSeq, a predicted model, not a curated record